CGGUCUCUGACUCAUAUUCAGGGAAGACUUUGUUUUGAUUGUUGUGUUUGUUAUACGAUAUCAACGCUAAUAAUAAACAAAUCGUAACAUUAGUUUCAAUCAGUGAUCGCUUUUUGUAGUGACAAUAAUCGGCAAAGAAAUGGUGUCUUUAAUAGCGAUUCCUCUGAAGCGUUCAUAUGAUGUGGAUUUGGUUAAACCGAUCCGAGAGGUGAUCGCCAAUCACUCCUCAAAUGCCGACGAAUUGAAUGAAUUGAAGGAUAAUUUGCUUUCACUCAACAAAAUGAGAGCCAAUUGUAUCUCAAAGUCAUUGGACGUGAAAAGUGAGACCUCUUUGGAAUUGCUUCAGAAAUAUUACGACCAAUUGGUGUCAUUGGAGGCGAAGUGUCCGCACAUUGAGGUGUCGUUCCGAUGGAAGGAUGCCUUCGAGAAGGGCUCGUCAUUCUUCUUGGCCUCCAAUAGUCUGACCAUUUCUAGCAUUGCUUACGAGAAGGUCUGCGUUCUCUUCAAUAUCGGCGCUCUUCAGAGUCAUUUGGGAUCAACUCAAGUGAGCGAAGGUCUCAGUAAUGACAACGCCCUCAAGUCGGCCGCAAAGUACUUCUCGUCGGCCGCCGGAGUGUUUCAGUCACUUAAACAUACGGCCAGUUCUGCCGUCGGCUCACAUGACUUGUCUUCUGAUAUGCAGAACGAAGUGUUGAAUAUUUUACAGAAUUUAAUGUUAGCUCAAAGUCAGGAGACAUUCUUCUUGAAGGCCACUAACGAUAAUAUGAAGGAAGCGAUUAUAGCGAAGAUCGCCUCCCAGUGCGAGGAAUACUACGCGGAUGUGUUGAGACAAUUGCAAGUCAUUAAGUUUAACGCCGAUAAGGAGUGGCUGUCGAUCGUAAGCGUAAAACAGGCGGCUUUUCACGGCAUCGCUGAGUACUUCCAGUCGAUUGCUUGCCUUCAAAACAAAGAUUUCGGCGAUCAGAUCACACGACUCCAGAAGGCGGUCGACUGUUUCAAAGGAGCCGAAAGUCGCGGCACUUUGAGCUUCAAUCAGACGUUUAAAGAGUAUUUGAAUAAAGCGAGCAUUUUGUUGGAAGAGGCGAAGAAAGACAAUGACUUCAUAUAUCACGCAAAAGUACCCGAAUAUAAGUCAUUGACAACCAUUGGAAGGGCACAGUUGGCCAAACCGGGAGCCGUUCCCGAAAGGUUUUUCCCCAAUAAUCCGGAUAUGUUUGAAAAACUGCUGCCUCUCGGCGUCCAACAGGCGGUCCACAAAUUGGAACUUAAAAAGCAAGAGAUUGUUAACACAGAAGUGGCUUCGCUUCGGGAAUUGACUCAAACUCUGAACGCAGUUCUCGUGUCUCUGAACCUCCCGGCGGCCAUCGAGGACUCGUCCGGACAAGAGGUUCCCAAAUCAUUGAUUGACAAAUCGAAUGCAGUGAAAGCGAAGGGAGGCAUUGAUGUGAUCACUCGACUUAUCAAUGAAUUGCCAGAUCUAUUGCAGAGGAAUCGAGAGAUUUUGGAUGAAAAUGAAAGAGCGCUCAACACUGAAGAGGAGUCGGACGACAACUUGAGGGCUCAGUUUAAGGAGCGUUGGAGUCGAACGCCUUCCAGUAAAUUGAACCACAACUGGAAGGAACACAUCGCCAAAUAUAGGAGUAUUCUUCACAACGCCAUCGAAGCUGAUAAUAAAGUGAAGACUAAAUUCGGCGCUCAUUCCCAGAAAAUGCAAUUACUGUCGAGCGGUUCGCCGUCCGAUUUGGCCGCUGCUAUACCUUCGGGUUCGAGUGGCGGCUCUUCUUAUCAAAGCAGUCCAGUUGUGUCUCAACUCAGAAAUUUGAUGGCAAACGUCGAGGCGCUUAAGAAUGAAAGGGAAGUGAUUGAGUCUGAGCUCAAGAAUAUGACAUUCAAUGACAUGAAAAAUAAAUUCCUGUCCGCACUCGUCAAAGAUGGAGCCAUUAAUGAGUUUGCGUUGAGUACAGAAGCGUUGGGUGAGGUCUACGGUCCGCUUCAGAAGCAGAUCCGCGAGAGUAAAGAGCGUCAGGAAAGACUCCUCGAAGACAUUCAACGCUCGAACACUGAGUUUAUAAAACUUAAAGGAAAUCUUUCGGUCGGUUCUAAUGAAAGGGAGACUUUUCUGUCUGAGUUGGCGGCCGCUCACGACGCCUAUCAGGAACUGCUCUCUAAUCUGGAAGAGGGCACCAAAUUCUACAACGAUUUGACACAACUGUUAGUCAAUCUUCAGAACAAAAUCGAAGACUUCUGUUUCGCACGAAAGGCAGAGCGAGAGGAGCUCUGCAAAGACUUGCAAAACGAGAUCGUCUCGCGGGCUAACCCUCCGCCGCCCACAACACCUGCCUAUCACACCGACGAACAACAAAGGCCUCCGAGACCGCCGCCGCCCACCGCUGCGCCUACCGCUCCACAGCCCGUCUCCAGUGCUCCCAAUCCGCCACAAGUAUUCCCAUUCAGUCAACCACAGCCACAACCUUAUGCCGCAAACCUAUACCAACCCCAGCAAUACUAUUACCCCCCGCCUCCACUUCCGUCGGGAUUUAAUCCAUACGCAAUGCCAACACAACAACCGCAGGCGCCUUAUCCUCAAAUGAACACUCAAUAUCCGAUACAACAGACCGGUUAUGGUUAUCAAAACCCACCGCAAAACACAGGUUAUGGUCACUACCCAUACCCGCCUCCCAAUCAGUGAAUUGAACGCACGGUUUAUACAUCACUAAUAUUUAGUUAAAUGAAAGUAUAUUUUUAAUUAUCGAUUCUUUUAUUAAAAUACAGAAAACGUUAAAUUAAUGAAUGAAAUAAAAUAUUAAAUGAAA
Medioppia subpectinata is the source of this 2813-nucleotide messenger RNA. NCBI's taxonomy places the organism in Eukaryota, Metazoa, Arthropoda, Arachnida, Sarcoptiformes, Oppiidae. The record is from the annotation of a GenBank genome assembly.